AUGUUACGCUUUUUGUUAGUUACAUCUCUUAUAUUGUUUGUGCCUGCGCAGGCAGCAAAGCUGAGCGAAUGCGCGCAGUUUGAGCCCACUGUGCUGGUGCACGGUGGUGCGGGUAAUAUAGCAGAUGCCAAAGUGCCUUUUGCCAAGCUAGGCGUCAAGCACGCCGCUAGGCGUGGCUAUGAGGCACUGCAGCAAACAGGCAGCGUGCUGGAUGCCGUGGAACAGGCAGUGAAUGCUUUAGAAGAAGAUGGCAACUUUAAUGCUGGCUAUGGCGCUGUGCUCAAUUGGGAUGGUGAUGUGGAAAUGGAUGCAGCUAUAAUGCAUGGCGGCAAUCUUUCCGCAGGCUGUGUAUCGCUAGCACGCGACAUUGUGCAUCCCAUAAGCCUGGCCAGAUGCAUUAUGGAGACUACACGUCAUCAGUACAUAGCAGGUGAAGGUGCUAUGCAUAUAGCGCAACAACAAGGCUUCGAUAUACUAAGCAAAGGUGCGCUGGUUACUGAGGCAGCCAAGAAGUCAUUGGCGGACUUUAAGGCAAGCUUAAAUGGCUCGCGUGCGGAUAUGCUGUAUGGCUCGCCAGGCACAGUGGGCGCUGUGGCACUGGAUGCAUGUGGCAAUGUAGCGGCUGCCACUUCAACGGGUGGCAUUACGGGCAAGCUGCCUGGACGCAUAGGCGACUCACCGCUAUUGGGCGCUGGCACUUAUGCUGACAAUGAAACAGGCGCUGUGUCUGCCACAGGACAUGGCGAGACUAUAAUGCGUUUUAAUGUCGUCUCCCGCAUGCUGGCCUUGGUGCAACAUGGCAACUGUAGCAUGCAACAGGCAGCGCAGCAAGUGCUGCAGCAGAUGAGCGCACGCUUUGAGCAGACGGCUGGCAUUAUAGGCAUUGAUCACUUUGGACAGUUGGGCAUUUACUUUACAUCCAAGCGCAUGUCCUGGGCCUAUCAACGCGGCGAGGAACUACACUUUGGCGUUGAUAAAGACGAAGAUGAAGUAGAAAUAGUGGGCGAGCCACGCGUGGCCAACAAUUAGAAUAAUUGCAAUUGCUUACAUAACCAUUUACUUAAAAUUUAUAAAAGUACUGAGCGCAGUCAGCUUGCUUA
Molecule: messenger RNA, 1100 nt
Organism: Drosophila busckii
Lineage: Eukaryota; Metazoa; Arthropoda; Insecta; Diptera; Drosophilidae
Product: probable isoaspartyl peptidase/L-asparaginase GA20639
Exons: 3
Coding region: 1-1029 (342 amino acids)
Molecular function (GO): asparaginase activity
Source: RefSeq, a predicted model, not a curated record